Molecule: messenger RNA, 5452 nt
Organism: Orbicella faveolata
Lineage: Eukaryota; Metazoa; Cnidaria; Anthozoa; Scleractinia; Merulinidae
Product: dopamine receptor D2.L-like
Biological process (GO): G protein-coupled receptor signaling pathway
Cellular component (GO): plasma membrane; endosome
Molecular function (GO): G protein-coupled receptor activity
Source: RefSeq, a predicted model, not a curated record
GGCAGGGAGGUGGAUUUGAACCCGGGAUCUCCGGAUUACAAAUCCAGCGCCCUGACCACACGGCCACGCCGCCUCCGCAAUUUGCAUGUCCGCCCCUCCUAAUGGUUCUCCUCAUUGGCUGAGCACUGCUCCAGGAAAUAUCACAAUACUUAGUACGUUUUCCGUGGUCUAUGUUUUUAGGUUCUUAAAUUCAUGCCUUAAUUCUAUGAUAUUAAAAUCCUUCACAUACGAUUGAAAUAUAAUUAAGUUGACUUUAAAAUAUGAAACGUCAAGUAUUACAGUGUUUCCUUCUUUGUUUUGUCCCAAAACGUGUGCACUUGUAUUCUGCCCAAAUGUGCUUUCCAGAAAAAAACUACAAUUUAUUUUAUUGAGCAAGCGCCACGUGCUGCAAUAGGUUGUGCCACGUGAUUUUUUUGUGUCAAGGGUUGAACACGUGAGGUAAAUUAACGUAGCACGAGCAAUAUAUCGAAGUUAUUGACUGGUCUGCGGCUGUGUUUGAAUUGUUGAACUUUCUCGCCGCUGUGACGCUGGCAAAAUAAACAUCUUAUUUCCGUCAUCCAAAAAAAUGUUUACAGAGGUCCAGUAUGUAGGAAGAAUAGAAAAUUAUUUGCUGUUUUACCGAGAGUGUACAAACAGAAAAGUUAAUGCAAAAAAGAAAAUCGAGGUGAAAGAAAAAAAUACAAACAGAAAGAUUUGUUUUCCUCUUGGUUCUCUGGUCUCUCAGACGUGAGACGGCUCACGAAUUUAAUUAAAAGGCCGAGGAGAAAAUCUUAUUAUUAGUUGGCGGUAAUUUCUGAAGAGCAUAAACGUGUCACUGGAAAUCAGAUCACCGGAAUAGACUUAAUAUACAGAAUCCAAUUUUGAGUCCCAGUUAAUAUACGUAUGUGCGCAUUUAAGAUUUGAAAAAUUUACACAUUUUCAUUGGUUUUCUAUCGUUUGAUAACGUCGUUGAGAGUUUUUUAACCUGGAUAAAGAUUUUUUUCCCUUCACUGUUUUUUUUUUUGUCUUUUUACGUUAUCAUACGUGCAGAAAUUGUUAAUGAAUUUUUACCGAUGAAAACAAAUAAUUUUAAAUUUCAUGAAUAAUAAACAAUGUCAGUGUAAUUUUCGUCGGCUUGUCAGUGCAUGACUUAAUUUCCAAUUUUAGUCCACAAACAAGUUGAUGAGGCCACUGUGAUAUGGCCAAUCAAAAAUACUCUUGCUUAAGAAUUUCAUUGCUAAUAAAACACAGACGGAACUAGAGCUAAGAAAUCUGCCUAACCUGUCAGAAUCAAAAAAAAAAAACUUCUAACUUUUUUUUUUAAUUUCCACUCGGUUUUUACUGGAUCAGAAGCAAGCCAACUGAAUUCCCAAGAGGAUUGUCUCGUUGGAAAGGUUUUAAUGAAUAACCAAAACAAUAAAAUUUUACAGGAUUUAUUUUUAAAAUAUCAAGUUUUUAAUAUUUUUCUAAACAUCAAAUCCAUUUGUCAUUAACUUCGGUUGCUUGAUACUUUGACAAGCCGAGACAAAGAAAAGACGGCGUGAAUUGAUGUGAAAAUUGUUGAGAAAAUCUAAACAGAGGGCCAGAUGUCAUAAAGUCAACAGUAAAAGGUUACAAACGUGCUUAGCGCUGGAGUGAACAAACACCGAACAAAAGAAAAGAUUUGAUCAUUCAGUCUCCUGUGUGGUUUUUUUUAGCAGUUUUUCAUCAGGAUAUAUAAAUGAAGCGGUUUUAAUUCACGAAUAUCGUGUUAACGUGACCUCGCAACAUGCUGUCGUCAGUUAUCCAUUAGCCAAUGUAGCGGGGUUUUUAAUCCGGGCAAUUACACGUCACAGUUAUUGCUCGAUACUGUACAACUGUACAAGUAAUUUUGAUCAAGAGUCCGUGUCUAAUCUGUAACACAACGAGGUCUGUAGCAAAACGAAUAAACCAUUCUUUCGCCUGUAUAACACCAUGCUUAUCAACAACACUACAGUGGAUCACACUGGACUUAGUUCUCAAGUUCGUAUCCUGGAGGGGGUCGGAUUAUCAUUCGUUCUUCUGGUCUCCUUGACGUUAAACCUCGCUGUUUGUACAAUUAUUUGGCGGACGAAAGUGUUACGAAACAAGCCAGCCAAUACAUUUGUGGCGAAUUUGUGUAUCGCUAAUCUUCUCUUGACCGCCUGUGUGAUUCCAUUUAGCUUGGUGACCAUUAUUCAAGACAAACACGCCGCAUAUUCAAGACUUCUUUGCCAGGUAAAUGGUUUCAUCAGCGUGGUAUCGAGUGUUGGAAUUGUGAUGACGCUUUGCUGCAUAAGUUUGGAUCGAUAUAUUGCAGUCACCAGGCCAACACGCUACAAGACCAUUGUCACGGUCAAACGCGCCUGCUACACCUUGCUCGUGGUCUGGGGACAAGGUUUACUGUACGCCACUUUUCCAUUGUUUGGGUGGUCCAAAUACGAAUAUCAUCCGGGAACUUUGCACUGUUCUCCAGCCUGGACACAAGACUGUGCACUGUAUAUCUACCUAGCUGUUGUGGGAUUUAAUAUUCCUAUUGCUGUGAUGGGUUUUACAUAUAUUCGCAUUUUUUUCGUUAUUCGAAAACACUCUCGUAAGGUGUCAACCAUCAGGCGGACGAAAAAAAAGGCGAAGAAGAACGACUGCAAAUUGAUUUCGCUGACACAAAGACUGAAUGUGAAACCAAGCUUGAACCAAAAUUCUGCAAAUGAAGUCAAGUUCCCCGUAGAAAAGCUCAAGUCCAAAGAAGAGCAAACAAUAUUUAGCUCGAACAUGGAACUUUCACCAUUUGACAGUUGUGCCAAGCAAUUCGAAUUGAACAUUAAAAAUGGUGAGCCAAGCGGAUUGUAUGUGCAAGAAGGAGAAAAAAUUGACAUCUCCACAGAACUGCCAUCUUACAACACGUGUUGUGACGUUUCAAACGCAGGCGAGCAGUCCUCGGCGCCAGUAUCGCAAAAUACCAGCAGUGAGCCUUCAAGCAGUGGCCAGCAGACCAAGCGUGGCAAAAUUUGUUGUGGAGAAAUGCUCAGAAACAUUUGGCCGCGAAAGCGCAGGCGCGAGCAGCGUCCUCUGUCCAGAGAGUACAAAGUAGCCAAGACUGGAGUUCUGUUAUUGCUUCUUUUCAUUGUUCUGUGGUUGCCAUAUAUGGUAGUGCACAUCUGUUCCGCCAGAGUGCAUGCGCCACAGACAGUUAUCCGCUUGACAAUGUGGCUCGUGUUUAUGAACGGUGUUUUGAAUCCCGUAGCGUAUGCCUUGUGCAACUCCACAGUGAAGAUGAAGUUUGAACAAAUGUUUUUGACGGUUUUUUCUUUGUGCUGCAAGUGUCGGCGAUUGGAGGGAGCGAGAGCCAACUUUCGCAUGUCAGAAACUAUGAACGGGAUGUCCAGCACUGCGUUGUGCCUGGCGUCCAUCUCAACCUUGUGUUGUAUCAGCGCCGAUCGAUACUUGGCCGUGGUCAAACCAAUGCGCUACAAACACGUGCUGACUCCAAGGAGAGCGUUAUGCAUGCUAGCACUGGUGUGGCUGGGUUCUCUGUCCCUCUCUUGUCUGCCUUUAAUUACGACCUAUGAGUACCACCCUGGGACAAACUUCUGUUCGCCAGCAUGGCAUCGAAGCUGUGGGUUGUACGCAUUCAUGACCGUUUUUGCAUUUGGAGUUCCUUUAAUAACUCUUCUCUCCACCUAUGGCAUGAUUUUCGCCUCAAUACGCCGGCAUACUAAGAGAGUUUCCCACUGGAGGACUUCUACAAACGGCUCAAACGGGAAACGGGACAGCCCGCGCGUAACAGAUAUCACGGGUCGGGAGUUCGAAUCGUUUCUUUCUAACUCAGGUGUCGAAGAAGAGAAAAGCAAUUUUAAGAGAGUGAAAGAAGCUUGCACUGAUCACAGCGUACCAGAUAAUUCAAUCGGUGAUUUAAGAGCUCAUGUAUGCGAGGCGGAAUCGAUCAAGGCUAAAGUUUCUGAAAGACAUCACGACAAAAAGUUUAGGUCGCAUUCAGCGGGAUGUCAGCAUACUAGAACAGACGAGAAUCUUCUGCCGCUUUUUGUGCAAAUGAAAUCAGCGGCAAAAGUGAUAACUAGCGAUGAAAGCCCGGAUGAGCCGGCUAGACCCAGGUCCUGCUCGGUCAGCGUGCAGUUUUCCAUCAACGGAUUGGUACCAGGGACAGUGUCUGCGUUUUUCUGUCCAGCAGAUAACUCGACGGAUCCGGGACAAUUAACCAGAUCCGUAAGUCUAAGUUAUCGCAACUUACACUCAAUCGACCCAAAUAAUCUGAUCUCUUCAGAGCCACACGCUCAUUCCGCUGCUGAUCAAGUACCACAUCAACCUAGCGAGUGCAAAGUCAAUAGAAUACCUUCACAUUCAAUCAGCUUAACGGUAACAACUGCUUCAAACCCUGUAAGCCCGGACUUAAAUGUUCCAUCUUCUUUCUCAAUAAAUGGAUUAACGCCACAAACACAAGAUGAUCGGUGUAUCGGAAAGGUACAUUUAAUUACGCGACGUUUAGAAAAAUCGAAGACCGAGUCAAAUUCCAAUACCAGUAAAAAGAAUUCUAACCAUCUACAGCUACCGCCUGUUAAAAUUCCUGUUGAUCCUGUUUAUCCCGUUCAGCUUGGAAAAGCAAGUUUACCAGAACUAGUUCCGCGACCGAAAUCUCGCUCUAGAUCUCUUAGCUUCGGAACACUGGCAGAGAGGUCUGAGCUGGAUUCCACCUCACUCAAAGUACCUGCGGCAAAUAAGACAAGCUCACCUCUGUUGAGACUUCGCGCCAUUUCUAAGUUUAAGAGCAAACUUCGGGUGAGCUCAAUCCCGCGCGAAUACAAGAUUGCUAAAAUCGGGUUCAUUCUUGUGUUAGUGUUCUUUUUAUCCUGGGGUCCUUACGUGAUGGUGCAUAAUUGCCAACCCUCUUCCGAGACCCCGUUGUGGGUGUACAGGAUGGCAAUGUGGCUGGUGUACUUGUCAUGUGUACUGAACCCUAUUGUGUAUGCCUUAUCAAGUAAACACAUAAGAACAGCUUUUAGCAGUCACAUGAAAUGUUGUAAAUUACUUCACAGCAGGAAAUCAAAAAAUGUCCGUCACAGAGCAGUAACACUAACCUGACUCUGGUAGCCUCAAGUAGUCACUGCAGUGGGUGAGAAGGCGAUGAAAAGAUCGCGCUAUAUGAGCACUGAUUUAUUGGGUUUGCUUCUUUGUUAGCUCGUUGAUCUUUAUUUGGACGAAAAAUCCUCCAAUAUGGUGACUCAACAUAAUGUAGUGACUUACGUCGCGCGAGCCAAUUCCUCGAAUAAAGAUAUAAUCUCAGCGGUUUGUUCUACAUGAAAAACAAGUUCGUUUCGCGAUAACGUGCGCCGCAUUGCUUUAAAUACCAGUUUCCUGCGGAGAGAAUCCCUUGCCCCCUUUGUCAAAGGAACUACGCCAUGGUUUACGCAUCAUGAAAAGUUUAGCCUAAAUUUUUCAAAUUCGUCUUUUGAAAUCCGUG